Messenger RNA from Musca domestica (house fly), 2920 nucleotides. RefSeq names its product ecdysone 20-monooxygenase (gene shd). Bases 764 to 2404 code for a protein of 546 amino acids. The record is from RefSeq and is a predicted model, not a curated record. Gene Ontology annotation, molecular function: heme binding; iron ion binding; oxidoreductase activity, acting on paired donors, with incorporation or reduction of molecular oxygen. Lineage: Eukaryota; Metazoa; Arthropoda; Insecta; Diptera; Muscidae. The transcript has 8 exons.
ACAAACUCCACCAUCGGCCGGCGAUCAGCAGCAGUAGCAGCAAGAACACACCACUCUCAUUGAAUUGGAAGACCAUUCGUUGCUGUCGUCGCCGUCUCAAUAUCACAGUGUUUGUUUGAUCGUUGAUCGCUGAGCUCGUGUGCGCGCUCGCAUUGUGGCAGUCAGUUAGUUGACGACGAAGCGGAUACGGAUACAAUUGUACGUGGUGGCGGCAUUUGCCAAAACGGUUAAAACAAUCGAGGAAACGUUCAAAUAGUUCAUUCCUAAAACAAGCUGCGUUCAAAACGCAACUCCUGGAAAAAUAAUAAUAAUCGAUACGAUUCUUGUCAUAGCUCUUGCAAGUUCUUAAUUUCACUUCUAAUUGUGCAUUGUGUUGUGUGUGUAUGUGCAUCUGCUUUGUGAUUACUUGAUAAUUCUUUGAGAAUUAUAUAUAAAUAUUUUUUUUGUUUUAUUUGUUUAACAAAUGAAAAAAAUCAGAAAAAAGCUUACAUAAAUAGUAAUGAUCUGCAGAAAGAAAUAAAUUAUAUCAAAUGUCCAUAAAGUGUACACUGUGUUAAAUUGUAUCCUCCACCUGUCACCAAUUUUAUUAGAGAAAAAUUUUUAAACAGAUUUGUGCAAUAUUUUCCUUGGCUACACCAUAGAAAGGAAGCAAAAUAAAGUAGCAAACGAAUAUUUGUGAUUUCAACAUUAAAUGUUACAUUUCGGAUUAUAUUUCUAAAAAUUUCCUAGCUGUCUGCACAUUUCGAUUAACAAAAGAUUUCUCAUGGUUAUGGCUUUGAUAUUAUUAAUGGCAAUUGCCAUCCUGCUCGCUUUCUACUGUAACUUGGAUUUACGUAAAUUUUCUGAAUGCUAUAUCAAACCGCUGCUGCUCAACAAGGAUCAACUGAAUAAGUUUGCCAAUGAUUCGGAGGCGUCCAUAACCACAGAGACAGACUAUUAUCAUGCACGAGAAAUACGACCCAAGGGGGUAUUCGAUAUACCGGGACCAAAGCCGCUGCCACUGCUGGGUACAAAAUGGAUUUUUCUAUUAUUUUUUCGAAAAUAUAAAAUGUCCAAACUGCAUGAGGUGUAUGCCGAUCUAAAUCGCAAAUAUGGUGACAUUGUUCUAGAAGUCAUGCCCUCUGGCCUGCCCAUUGUUCACUUAUUCAAUCGUGCCGACUUGGAAAAGGUCCUUAAGUAUCCCAGCAAAUAUCCCUUUAGACCACCCACGGAAAUUGUGGUAACCUAUCGCCGCUCUCGCCCUGAACGUUAUGCCAGCGUUGGUAUUGUUAAUGAACAGGGUCCAACAUGGCAAAAGUUACGCUCCUCCCUAACUUCGUUCAUAACCUCGCCGAGAAUUUUGCAAAACUUUUUGCCAGCCCUGAAUUUGGUAUGUGAUGAUUUUAUUGAUCUUUUAAAAGCACAUAGAGAUCCUCACACGUUUGAGGUUACCAAUUUUGAAGAUAUUGCAAAUCUGAUGGGUCUAGAGGCGGUGUGCACACUAAUGCUGGGCCGUCGCAUGGGAUUCCUUUCCACGAACACCGAACAGCCGGAGAAGAUCAAACAGUUGGCGGCCGCUGUUAAGCAGCUAUUUAUUUCCCAAAGAGAUUCCUACUAUGGCUUCGGCAUGUGGAAGUAUUUUCCCACGCAGACCUACAGGAAAUUUGCCCACGCCGAGGAAACCAUUUAUGAUGUGAUUUCGGAAAUGGUCGACCAGGCUCUGGAAGAGAACAAUGCCAAUUUCAUGCAUCACGACGACGAUGUGCGCAGUGUAUUUCAACACAUUUUGGAUCUGAAAGAUUUGGACAUCAGAGACAAGAAAUCAGCUAUUAUUGAUUUCAUUGCAGCCGGUAUUGAAACGUUAGCCAAUACUUUGUUGUUUGUUCUGAGUUCGGUGACCGGCAAUGAGGAGGUGAUUGGCAAAAUCCUACAAGAAUUUCAGGACCAUCGUCACACAAUAAUACUUCAGGAUGCUUUCACCAAUGCCACAUACACCAAAGCCUGUAUCCAGGAAUCGUAUCGCAUCAGGCCAACAGCGUUUUGUUUGGCGCGAAUAUUAGAAGAAGAUAUGCAACUGUCGGGCUAUGAUCUCAAAGCUGGGACAGUUGUACUUUGUCAAAACAUGAUCGCCUGUCACAAGGACAAUAAUUUUGCAGAGGCCAAAACAUUUCAUCCCGAACGAUGGAUAGACAAGGAAGGCAACUUCAGUGUUAACAUUGAAAGCUCAACAAUAGUUGUUCCAUUUGGCAUUGGAAAACGUACCUGUCCGGGUAAACGAUUUGUGGAAAUGGAAAUUGUGUUGCUGCUGGCCAAGCUCCUGCUUGCUUUCGAUAUAAAAUUCACAAAACCGCUGGAAACGGAAUUUGAAUUUUUGUUAGCGCCUAAAACGCCGCUAAGUUUAAUACUUCGUGAUCGUGUUUUUUAGACGGCAACAACAACUCACACCAAAACCACCAGCCGCAGCAAUGAAACACAGGCGCACAACUAAAAGUAUUCUUCUCUAUUAUUUCUAUUUAUUUCUUUUUAAGAGUUACCAGAUUGUUUUUAAUUUAAGCUAACAAAAAGAGCCAAGGAAUCAGAAACGCCCCAACAAAUUCACACAUUUUAAGUUUAACCUAAAAUUUGUAAAUUAGCUUAAUUUUGUGAUUGUGAAGUGUGAUGACGUUGCGGCGCCUCUCUUUCUGGCUCAAUCAUUCAUUCCACAACGAGUGCAAUCAAUAUUUUUAUUAUUUUUUUGGUCAAUUCUUAGUUUGUAAGUAGCAGCAUUUUUGUGUGAGAGUAACGAAAGACUGUAUAACGAUAUGCAAUUAAAUGUUAUUUAUUAAAACAAAAAUAAAACGAAAAUAAAAUAUUAUUGUAAGCAUUACAGAAAAAAAAACAAGAAAACAAAAAAAAAGUAUAGCAGUAAAUAAAUUUAUAAUAAAAAAAAUUAUAAAAAAGA